AUGCUCGACGUUCUUCAACUUCCUCCUCACUUGGUCCACCAAAUGUGGUCUUAUUUACCUCUCACCCACCAUCUCUUGUUCUGUGCCUCUGGUUCCCAUAUCAUUCGUGGUUCCUCGACUGCAUUCCUCUUUCAUUCAAUUCAUAUCUCCAACACCCACUUGAACCACAGUUCCCAUGUGUUAUCUCUCGCUCUUGCUGAUCUACCCAUCUUCCAAUCAACAAUCUUCAAGUUAAACAGAUCUCUCUUCAUAUCGGUUAAUAUAGAUCUAAAUGACCUUAACAAUUUAUCCUCCAUAAACACUUAUUUGAUCAGCCUACUCAAUAAAUUAAUCUAUUUCAACAAUUUAUCAAAUUUGUCCUUUAAAAUCAUUUCAAAACCAAACAAAAUCUUUCCAAAUACCAAUAACAUUACCAGCAAUACUGACCUUGAAAACUUUAAUAGAUUUGUAAACUAUUUAAAUUGUAUCCUUGAUUUGUUACUAUUAUUCAACAAAAAUUCUCUCAGAUCUUUGUGCUAUUUGAAUCAUUUAAGCAAGAUUAAUCUAUAUUAUAUUAAUUAUAACCAUUUUUACUAUAACUAUCAUAUUGAGUCUAACUUAUUCAACAACCAUAUUAACAGCCUUACAAAUCUUACUUUCAAAUCUCCUUUAUUAUUAAAUGCAGACUUGACUGAUAAUAAAUUUAUCAAUAAAUUUGGCAUCGCUUCUAUAAUUAAUCAAAAUUCAAAUUUGACGUACUUGAACCUAUCCUAUAAUAAUUUAUCUUUUCUCAAUUUGUCGAAAUUCCCGCCUUUACCCAAUCUUUCGCAUCUAAAUUUAUCAAAUAACAAUAUAAAUAUCAUAUCUAUGUCUCUAUCUCUACAGAUGCCGAUAUCUAUUCAAAACCCUGUGCCAUCGUUGAAAUAUCUUUAUAUGAAUAAUAAUAAAAUUGUUAAUAUCUCCUUUUUAUAUAAUCUCAACUUAUCAAAUCUCUUUAUUUUAAAUGUCGCUGAUAAUUUAAUCGCCGAUAAUGAUAUUAAAAAUCUAUCAUCGUAUUUAGAUCAAAUUAAUAAUUCACAUAUUCUAGUUGCUUCUAAAAGUCAAAAUACUGUUAAUGCAAAUAAUCUUAUCAAUAACCACAUACUAUUACUCUUUUCGUUGAUUCUCUUAUUAUACCUAUGCUUAUAA
This is a messenger RNA of Ascoidea rubescens DSM 1968, 1167 nucleotides long. RefSeq lists its product as uncharacterized. The coding region runs from base 1 to 1167 and encodes 388 amino acids. Lineage: Eukaryota; Fungi; Ascomycota; Saccharomycetes; Ascoideales; Ascoideaceae. Gene Ontology annotation, molecular function: protein binding. The record is from RefSeq and is a predicted model, not a curated record. The transcript has a single exon.